Lachnellula hyalina is the source of this 642-nucleotide messenger RNA. RefSeq names its product Peptidyl-prolyl cis-trans isomerase H (gene cyp-3). The record is from RefSeq and is a predicted model, not a curated record. Gene Ontology annotation, biological process: protein peptidyl-prolyl isomerization. Gene Ontology annotation, cellular component: intracellular membrane-bounded organelle. NCBI's taxonomy places the organism in Eukaryota, Fungi, Ascomycota, Leotiomycetes, Helotiales, Lachnaceae. Gene Ontology annotation, molecular function: peptidyl-prolyl cis-trans isomerase activity. Bases 1 to 642 code for a protein of 213 amino acids. The transcript has 4 exons.
AUGGCGCCUACGCAACUCCCCGAAUCGGGAAAUCCCCUCGUAUUCUUUGAUAUCACUCUAGGAGGGGAACCACUAGGUCGCAUAACCUUCGAGCUCUUCGCCGACACUGUCCCCAGAACCGCAGAAAACUUCCGCCAGUUCUGCACCGGCGAGACGAAGAGCCCGCUUGGUCGUCCACAGGGAUAUAAAGGGAGCAAGUUUCACAGAAUCGUGCGUUUCUCGUUCUAUAUAAUAUUCCAAUCUAUCUUUCUUGCUUCUUAUUUCAGAUGGGGCACUGUACUGAUUAACGGGUUGGAUUUCCAGAUCAAGGAUUUCAUGUGCCAGGGAGGAGACUUCCUGAAUGGCGAUGGCACGGGCUCGACGUCUAUCUAUGGGCUAAAAACCUUUGACGAUGAGAACUUUCUGAGGAAACACACAGAGCCAGGCUUGCUAUCUAUGGCUAACGCAGGCCCCAAUGGCAACGGUUCCCAAUUCUUCAUCACCACCGUCCCUACACCAUUCCUAGACGGCAAACACGUUGUCUUCGGCCGGGUAGCAGAUGGUAUGGACGUUGUGCAGAAGAUGGAGAAUACGAAGACGGGGUAUCGCGGGAAGGAUAUCCCGAAUUUGGAUGUAGUUAUUGCACAGUGUGGGGAAAUGUAA